Molecule: messenger RNA, 435 nt
Organism: Echinostoma caproni
Lineage: Eukaryota; Metazoa; Platyhelminthes; Trematoda; Plagiorchiida; Echinostomatidae
Source: the annotation of a GenBank genome assembly
AUGAAGGGUAAUAUCGAAUGCAUGGAAACCCUCAUUGAAUCUGGGGCAAACGUGGACAUGGCUGAACAAAGCGGACUGACAGCGUUGCAUAUGGCCACUGACGGUGAACAGACCCGAGCGAUUAAACUGUUAGUUAAAGCUGGAGCUAAUGUGGAGGCCAGAGAUCAUUCAAUGGGAUGGACUCCAUUGUUACGCUGUGCCGGUUUGAAAAACAACGGCAAUGUGGACGUGGCCUAUGAACUCAUCCGUUUGGGUGCCCAGGUGGACGCACUGGAUGGAGACGGGAAAACAGCACUGCACAAUUCUAUCAUCAAUAGUCAUCAAAAUCUUUGCCGAUUCUUGCUCGAACAUGGAGCAAGUCUGGACCUGAUUACCAAGGUGACCAGCGUGUUUCUGUUUGUGUUCCUAAGGAGCUUAUUUUAUUCUAUUGUUUGA